Molecule: messenger RNA, 1989 nt
Organism: Catharus ustulatus (Swainson's thrush)
Lineage: Eukaryota; Metazoa; Chordata; Aves; Passeriformes; Turdidae
Gene: CIB2
Product: calcium and integrin binding family member 2
Exons: 6
Coding region: 369-932 (187 amino acids)
Molecular function (GO): calcium ion binding
Source: RefSeq, a predicted model, not a curated record
GAGACCCUGAGGCGAGAGCGAGCUGCGGUGUGCGGGGAGCGCCUGCUCGGGGUUUGGGUUCUGAAAGCUCCGCAUGCCUCUUAGAAAAGCAUCUGAAAAGGGGCACAUUGGUAUCCCUGCUUCUGCACGACACCUGCCUGUGAUUUUAACACUUUCCUUCCCGGCACACUCCAGUGGAGCCUUGGCAAAGAUUUCCCGGGCUGUGUCUUUCCUCAGCGGGCAGGUGCAGUCCAAACCAGUUCAAUGUGGGCUCUGGAAUUUUUUCGGCACGCUCACGGAGUAUACGUGCUCUAAAUGCCUACAAUACAGAGGAAUCCAGCUACUUCUAAUGGGAUGCAUUUGCAGAGAGGAAGAAUUCCUUAUUUAAAAUGGGUAAUAAGCAAACGAUAUUUACUGAUGAACAGCUAGAUGCCUACCAGGAUUGCACAUUCUUCACUCGGAAGGAAAUUCUUCGGUUGCACGGCCGGUACCAUGAAAUGGCACCAAACGUUGUGCCCAUGGACUACACAAAGGACCCAGAUGUUAAACUACCUAUGCAACUUAUAAUAAACAUGCCUGAGCUAAAGGAGAAUCCUUUCAAAGAAAGGAUUGUGGCGUCCUUCUCAGAAGAUGGAGAGGGGAGCCUGAGCUUCAAUGACUUUGUGGACAUGUUCUCCGUGCUCAGUGAAAUGGCUCCCCGGGAGCUUAAAGCAAUCUAUGCCUUUAAGAUCUACGAUUUUAACACAGAUAACUUCAUUUGUAAAGCAGACUUGGAAAAAACCCUCAACAAGCUGACCCGGGAAGAACUGACAGACGAGGAGAUCACUCUGGUUUGUGAGAAAGUCAUAGAAGAGGCUGACAUGGAUGGUGAUGGGAAAUUAGGAUUUGCAGAUUUUGAAAACAUGAUUUCCAAGGCACCGGACUUCCUCAGUACUUUCCACAUAAGAAUCUGAAGAUGUUUCUGCCAGUCCAGCCUUUCUGAAUCUCAGGCACUUCAGGGGCUUUUGUCCUCUAAUGAGGGCUUCUUAGAACUCAGCAGAAAGUACUAAAAUAAUUCUGGUCCACAAAGAGACAGAAGCAUCAUGUGAUCUACAGGAUAUUUGGAACAGACACAUUUUUAUCUUCACUGCUGGCCAAGCACUCUGUCAAAAAUGGUUGGUUGUUGGAUUGUGGUUUUUCUUUUCUUUCUCCCCGUUUUUAACUGUCAGAAUCGGAAUAUUAUUAAAGGUAUUUCCACAGAGUUUUUAUAUUUAUGAAUAUUUAAUACUGCUCUUAAAAGUGCAAAAAAAAUUGAGAAAGAUUAGCUUUGGUCUGUUUUCCAAGAGUACUUGAAAGAAAGCAUGGGCCUUAAAUAAUGAGAUGCCUCUAUCACUGUGUUGUACAGCUGGGAUCGUGCAUGGAAAAUAUCUGAGGUAAAAGAACUGCAGUCAAGAUCAAGCUCCCAGUGUUGAAGACAACCACAGCCCAGGUUUCCCAUCAGCCACUGAAAUGGCAACUGCUGGGUUUGGUGCUUACCUUCAACCAAUAUUUUAUAAAACUUGAAAUAUUUGCCUUUUGUAUAUGAUAAGUGCAUACGUGAUUAAUUUCUUCCCAAGAUAAAUGUUAAAACGGUGUCCUUGUUCUCCAAGGGACUCCUGCGUUUUAUUAAUUCUGUGUCCUGAUAAUGUUGAAUGGAGAAACUUGGUUGUCUGUAACCCAUGAAGAAGUUGAAGAAGCACAGAACUACUGUUAAGGACAUGAAAAGAUAUUUUCUUUCUAAACAAGCUAUGCAAUCUCUCCCAUAAAAUGCAUGAAUGCAGUUCUGUGUUUCUCUUUGCCCUCCAGCUGGAAAUCAGCUAGAUCUUUUUGUUGGUUUUUUUUUUUUUUUUUUACUUCCAGUAUUGUUUAGGUACUGGGGACUGAAGACAAUCAUAUGUGUAUUAAUUACUGUUCUAACAGUCACUAGAAGGGCUCUGUCACUUACAUGGCUUCUGUAUCAAAGUCACCACAAUUAAAACUUUUGAAGCAUUC